UGUUAACCUUAUUCUGUGUCUUUGUUUUAAACAGCUCUGCCAUUCUCUUUCCUGUUCUCUUUGUUUAGCUCCUUUUACAGACAGAAACAGUCUGAAAACUAAGCUGACAGGCUGAGCAUCAUCUGAGCUGAUGGAUGUUCGCAGCUUUCGCAGGGAUUUAUGAACCAUGCUCUGCUAACCGAAAAACAAACGGAAGACUUGAAAGCGAAACUGAUGAAUUUCCUCUUUAUGGAGAGAAUCUUUUGUUGCUGCAACGCAGCGAAGAUCGCUGAUGGACGUUUGAACAACGAUCUGUUCCUCUGCAUGGCUGCUUCCGCAAGUGGACUGUUGGAAUAUUUAAAUGACCCAUUAAUUAUGUCUCCACAUUUAGGAACCGUUUUUGCAGUUAUACAAAAAUUAUUUAUUUAUUAUAAUUAAACCAGCAAACGUUAUCUCAAUUAAAUUCUAUGAAACACGCUAUAGGGUCAGACCUCAUGAUCAGAUUACUACUUAACUAUUGGAUUUUUUCAAACUUAAAACUUACUUGUGAAAUACAACUCGUAUUAAAAAUGUGUCAGUAUAAAGAAACCGGCCAAUUAUAGGCAAUGCGGACAUUGCAGUAGAAUUUGACUGACAAAGCCAGGGGUGUCCAAAGUUGGCCCUCCACAUUUGAUCAUGACCAAACUGAGAUUUGUCAGUCAGACGUGAUCAGAAGUAGCACAGUCCUGAUUCCCAAUGAUUCUCUCAACUGUAUUGUGCCUGUUCACUAAAUCCCCCUUAAAUCAGUGAGGGAAACUUAUGUGGUUGGGGUCUAACAUGGAGGAAGUUGAAAGUUUUGGAUGAAGCUGACUCAGAAAACCGUCUUGAGCCCAUAUCAGAUUCUGCAGUCAUCUCCCAGAAUGCCUUGCUCUCAGAGUAUGACAGUAACAGGAGUGGAAUCUGUUUCUUUCAGUCAAAAACUUGAUGGUUCAGUUGCUGCGUCCUCCACUCCCACACAUCAAUGAGCCCAAGUAUCUAUGGUCAGUGUAGUGGUGUAUAAAUGUAUUUGUGGCUGUUGUGUAGAAGCUGGAUAAACUAUUAGUCCAUUCCCCAUUCUUCAGACCUUUCUCCAGUAGAGAUAAGUAGUUCCACUUUGUGUGUAUCUCACCUGAAAAGCCUUUAAAGUCCUUUUUUUCUCCAGGAUGUUUGCCUCCAGUCUCUGCUAACAGGCUUUGUUUGCUGUAAGUUUCAGGUUGCUGUCUCCAUGGCAGCAAUGGCCGCUCUACAUCUGAUGAAGAAGUGGUUACUUUUUGAGUUGCUGAUCAACAUUUCUGAGUCCGCUGUGUGCCUGAACGCGCCAGAUGCUGUUACAAUUGAGCAAAGCUCUUCAGCCAUUGUCACCAUUUCUUCCAGUUCUGCUGUCAAUCAGUCUGCAGUGAUUCACCUGAAUGUAACCUUCAGCUCCCAGGAGAACUACUCAUCAAUAAUCACUCUGCCUGAACAGGUAUUGCUUCCAGAGAAAGCUACCUCAGCCAAUUUUACUGUGAUAACACAUGAUGUUGGUCAGGUGACUGCACACCUGUUCAGCAACAACACACACCUCGACAGUCUGUCGUCCAGGAUACGCUUCAUAGUGAUCCACAGCAGUGUGCUGUCAGUAGUGGCUCAGGUCAUUGGAUGGAUUUACUUUGUGACCUGGUCAGUGUCUUUCUAUCCACAAGCCUGGGAAAACUGGAGGAGGAAAAGUGUUGUAGGUCUCAACUUCGACUUCCUGGCUCUCAAUCUAACAGGCUUCAUUGCUUACAGUGUCUUCAACAUUGGCCUCUUCUGGAUACCCUAUAUAAAGGAGGAAUUUCUUCAGAAGAAUCCCAAUGGGAUAAAUCCUGUAAAUGCUAAUGACGUCUUCUUCAGUCUGCAUGCUCUGCUGUUCUGUGUGAUCUACGUCAGCCAGGCUGCUCUCUAUGAGAAGGGGGGUCAGAGGGUGUCAUGGACUGCCAGGAUUUUGUUGCUGAUUGGUUGGGCAUUUGCUUUGAUCAGCCUAUUUGUUGCUGUGGCCCACAAAAUUACUUGGUUGGAGUACCUCUACUACUUCUCCUACAUUAAACUUGCAGUCACUCUGAUCAAAUAUGUGCCACAGGCCUAUAUGAACUACAGGAGACAAAGCACUGUGGGCUGGAGCAUCGGCAACGUCCUGCUGGACUUCACUGGUGGAGUCUUCAGUAUCCUACAGAUGAUCAUUCAGUCUUACAACAAUGAUGAGUGGAAGUUGGUGUUUGGUGAUCCCACCAAGUUCGGUCUGGGUCUGUUCUCUGUGGCAUUUGACAUCAUCUUCAUGACUCAGCACUAUUGUCUCUAUAGACAGCCAGCAGAGUAUCAAACUAUUCCAGGGCAGCAGGACGACUAAUCUGAACACUUCGCUACAACCAAAGGGAAGCCAUAAAGAAAGGGAUUCAAUCUAAGCUAAAUGUUAGUUCCUUUAGUUGUUGCCUUCAGGCUUCCAGCAGGAAGUUCAGUUUAUCUUGUCUCAGAUUUGGCACAUUAGAGAGCCAAGGACUCUCUUAUGAACAACCUCAGGGAACUCUCUUCUUUUAUAUGUACAUCUGCAUCAUGCUAUAUCUAUUGUUCUUUUUUUAUUUAACACUCUGCUUCAGUCUGUAAUUUGGAAAUGUAUGCUUUCACUGUUUUCUAUUUUCUCAUGCUUUAUCAUUAAAAAAAGUGGGAAAAGG
Messenger RNA from Poeciliopsis prolifica (blackstripe livebearer), 2684 nucleotides. It is a transcript of the gene ctns, whose product is annotated as cystinosin, lysosomal cystine transporter. Gene Ontology annotation, cellular component: lysosomal membrane. Bases 1223 to 2362 code for a protein of 379 amino acids. Gene Ontology annotation, biological process: L-cystine transport. Gene Ontology annotation, molecular function: L-cystine transmembrane transporter activity. The transcript is spliced from 10 exons. The record is from RefSeq and is a predicted model, not a curated record. Lineage: Eukaryota; Metazoa; Chordata; Actinopteri; Cyprinodontiformes; Poeciliidae.